Messenger RNA from Trichophyton verrucosum HKI 0517, 783 nucleotides. RefSeq lists its product as uncharacterized. The record is from RefSeq and is a predicted model, not a curated record. NCBI's taxonomy places the organism in Eukaryota, Fungi, Ascomycota, Eurotiomycetes, Onygenales, Arthrodermataceae. The transcript has a single exon. The coding region runs from base 1 to 783 and encodes 260 amino acids.
AUGUAUAUUCUGUAUAUUGUGGUCGUUCUUUAUUUUAACACUUCUUCUUUAGCCCUUGAAGCUCUGGACAAAGAACUGAGCAAAGAUGCCUUCAUAACCGCCUUCGCUCCCAUUCAACUACUCUGCUCGGGCGAAUUCCUCUGUCUUAAAUAUCUCAAGUGCCGUGACACUGCCUUCGAGCUCGACUUUCUCCUCGACCCUGAAUGGUCUAAAGAUGAAGAUAUCAAGACCCCCCUUUACGCCUCUAUGGCCACAAUCACCCACGAGCUAGGCUACGAUGAAGAAUGGCUCAACGAAGACAUGGGCCUCUUCGUGACCAAGAGCUGCCGCACCCGGCUUUUGGAAUGCGCAAAGAAGCAAGGUAUUGUCCUGUUCCGCGGCGAGAGUGUUAUCAUCUACGGUGCACCAAUGGAGUGGGCCCUUGAGCGCAAGAUCAGACGUAUCUACGCCUCUGGGAAACUCGAUAAAAGCGAGCCAGACGUCGGGGAUGCUCUCGCUAUGAUGAAGUGGAUUCGUGAGAGAGACGGCAAGCAGCUGGAAAGGGAGUUCAUCCGCACUCUGAACUUGAAUACCUUUGAUAUGGUUCCAGAUGGUCAGACCAUGGAACUGCUUGCUGAAGCGUAUCUUGAACGAUACGGAGAGGAGAUAUUCAGGCCUGGCAGCCAUCUUCACUAUGACUAUCACCACCACCUUACCUAUGACCAAAUCUAUCCAAACCAUCCAAACAACCAGACGAACUUUUCCAUUCUUUACGGCAUACCGGGCAGAUCAUCUUUGGGCUGA